Messenger RNA from Dendronephthya gigantea, 2232 nucleotides. Its product is annotated as vesicular inhibitory amino acid transporter-like. Gene Ontology annotation, cellular component: vacuolar membrane. Gene Ontology annotation, biological process: amino acid transmembrane transport. The transcript has a single exon. The record is from RefSeq and is a predicted model, not a curated record. The coding region runs from base 503 to 1816 and encodes 437 amino acids. NCBI's taxonomy places the organism in Eukaryota, Metazoa, Cnidaria, Anthozoa, Malacalcyonacea, Nephtheidae. Gene Ontology annotation, molecular function: amino acid transmembrane transporter activity.
AUUUAUUUAAAACUAACUACUUAUUUUUUGAUUGAAAUAUGAGGAGAAAGUGAUCGAUUGAAAUAUAUUGGAGAGAUUUAAAGAACAUUUGGCCAGUCUGACAAGGGUAAGCAGUUGAGAAAAGGAGAAACUAACGAAGUGAAGAAUAUCUCAGUGGCGAAGGUUUUGAGAGAUUGGAAUCUGAUUAGCCGAUAGUUGUGCCGGUAAAGUUUAUAACGGACUUCAAUACAGAAGUCAAUGACAGGUGGCUGUUUAAUUUCCUAUUAGAAAACUUGGAAUAAUUCUCUAUUAGAAAGCUAUGUCUUUGUGGGCGAAGGAUGAUAUAAAAGCGGACGUGAAUUGAAGCAAUAAAAGAUGUUCGUGCAAUUCUAAAGGAGGGCAAAAACGACGACAGGGCCUCGGCUAGACCGCGAUUUUAUCAGAGCAACGAAAAGAUUGAAUUACAUUUAGGAAAGUCAAACUUCCUCACCGCAGUGAAGGAAACGACAGCAUUUGCAACACAAUGCGAAGCAAAUGGCGAAGAAAAUUAUACUUCUUGUUAAACCCUCGUAGCGAAUAUGAUGACAGUGACGAGGAGGACUCAAUAGAGAAUGUGGAUGGAGAACCUGACAAGUCAAGCAAUGUUCAGACAUUCUGGAACAUUUUCAAUGCCAACCAGGGAGUUGCUGUACUCACAAUGCCGUUUGUAGUAAAAUGCGGAGGUUGGCUGGCUUUGCUCAGCAUUGCUGGGGUAGCUGUGAUCUCAAAUUAUACCAACAAGAUUUUGGUAAGUUGCCUGUAUGAUUAUAAAAACGGCGAACGAUACAGAGCAAGAAGCAGCUAUAUGGAUAUUGGAGACGCCUUCUCCGGACGAUACGGACGAACCUUGGUGCAUUUCGCUCAAAUGUUUGAACAAAUGUCCUAUUGCACUUUACUUUUGAUCUUGAGCGGUUCAAUUUUAGAGAAAUCGUUUCUACAUCUGGGACUGCAGCGUAGUGACUGGACUGCGAUUGUAGCCCUGAUGGUCUUGCCUAAUAUUCUCCUCAAGUCAAUCACGGAUGUGUCCUGGGUCAGUUUCGUUGCUGUUCUUAUCGGUCAGGUGGUCUACACUAUCCUGAUCGGCUUUUGUGUCUGGCAUUUACCAAGAUGGGAAACGGACGCCGUGCCUGAAUUUGAUAUAAGUCAAUACGGAGUGGCAGUUGGAAUAAUCGUAGUAAGCUACGCUUCACAGCCGUACAUGCCUGCGAUUGAGGAUAGCAUGAGAGAGCCUGGGAAAUUUCCUCAAGUCAUAAAUCUCGCGUAUCUCGCAAACACGGGCGUAAAACUGGGCUUUGGUAUCAUUGGUUUCCUCACGUUUCAAGAUCAAACUAAGCAGGUUAUCACAAGAAAUAUCCCCCCCGGUUUCCUUCAUUUGCCUAUAAAUGUUUUGGUGUUUGGCCUGGCACUUUCUUCCUAUACAAUUCCUGUGUAUACGGUGUUUGAAUUGCUGCAGGAUAUCAAUGUAUCAUGGCUUCCGCUGACAACGUUACUCGAGGGCACAGACAGGCUGACGCGCAUCACGAUGUUUGCAACACGCUCCUUCGUCAUCUCAGUUACCUUACUCACGGGUGUGAUAAUCCCUCAUUUCGGGCUGUACAUGGCAUUGGUCGGAAACUUCACAGGAAUGUGCCUUGCUUUCAUCUUUCCGGCCAUCUUCCAUAUGAAAAUAUGUUAUGAUAGAUUGGAAUGGCAUCAUUUUGUUGUGGAUACACUGGUCGCUGUGUUUGGAAUCUUUGGAGCCGCUAUAGGAUGCCAUUUCUCCAUUUUGGCUUUACUCGAUGCUUAUAAAGACGAUUAAGGGUAUCCGGGGUUCUUUGUGGAUAUGCGGGAUGGCUGUGUGGGUACAGCAUGCAUGGAAGAAAGCUUGGAACAACAGACGAUACGAAAACGGAUCACAUUUGAAAUACGAAAGUUAAUUAACCUCUCAAUGUCAAACGACGGUAAUAGCCCGAAGCGAGACAAUUGUUGGUCUCUAAACUUACUUUUAAAACUACAAUGAGAGUAUUUAUGAUUUAUCAGACUUUUUAAUAUGGCCAACGAAGUGAAUUGUCUCUGAAAGUGAUGAAGUGGAAUGUCCUAAAGUUGCUAUUGAACUUCACUAGUUAAUUAUAGGAGACAAGAAAAACGAGUUAUCAUCAGAUGCAAAUAAAUAUUUUAAGUUCAAUUUUUUGUGUUCAAAUCUCUCUGUAAAUCUACACUACACCUUUCUCUUGC